This is a messenger RNA of Neolamprologus brichardi, 2115 nucleotides long. NCBI's taxonomy places the organism in Eukaryota, Metazoa, Chordata, Actinopteri, Cichliformes, Cichlidae. The record is from RefSeq and is a predicted model, not a curated record.
AUGAACUGGAGCUUCGUCCUGGAAACUGAUGAUGUGGAGCCAAUGACCCUCAUCGCUGUGCCUGAGUUUAAGCAUCUGAUCAAAGAUAACAGCGCCACCAUCAGCUGCUUCCUGUUUGCUGUGCUCUGCAGGCUCUGCAUCCUGACCGUGAAGAAGCUGAAGGUUCUGAGGGAGCUGGACAGAGAGCUCAGCUCCGUCAUCAUCGCUGUAAAAAUCCAGGGCUCUAAGCGGACGUUGAGAUCCAACGAGUACCUUCUUCCUCCUGACGGCCUCAUGGAAACAGACCUGGAGCUCACUUUCUCUCUGCAGUAUCUUCACUUCCUGAAGCGAGAUGUGAACCGUCUGCAUGUGAUGGUGCAGAGGAGGAAGAGGUACAAGAACCGAACCAUCCUGGGCUACAAAACCCUCGCAGUGGGUGUUGUCAACAUGGCCGAGGUGAUGCAGCGUCCAACAGAUGGUGCCCACAUACUCGGUCUCCAUAGCAACCUGAAGGAUGCUUCUGUGCGUGCGGCGGAACUGAGUGUUCAUUCUCUCUGCAGCCAUCCAAUAGAAAUAGAGGACACAACUGGUCACCAUGGCAACAAGGGCAAGGCCUCAGACCGCUCUCCUGAUGUGGAGAACUACUGGGAGGACGAUGACGACAGCUUCUCCUCUGAACAGGAAGGAAGUGACGACGCAGUCUUGCCUCAGGACAUGUUUGAUGAUGACGAGGAUGUCCGAGGAAAGAUUAAGAAGUCUCACAGGAAAAUGAUCCGAACAUCCUCGCUGACUCAGCAGCCCAACUUUAAGCAGAAGUUUGUGGCUCUGCUAAAGAGAUUCAAAGUCAGUGAUGAGGUUCUGGACUCGGACCCCGUGGGUCAGAGUCAGGAGGCCGAGGAGGACCUGGACCUGCUGUACGACAGCCUGGAGGUUUACAACCCGAGCGACAGCGGCCCUGAGCUGGACGACAACGACAGCAUCCAGAGCACUCCCAAACCCAAGCUCAGGCCGUUCUUCGAGGGCGUCUCUCAGUCGAGCUCUCAGACUGAGAUCGGGAGUGUCAACAGUCAGCAGAGAGAACGGACUGCAGCCGCAGAUCUACGAGGAGACUCUGAGGAGGUGAAAGGAGAGGAGACCGGGCCGAGGGUAGCUAGAAAGUCGGUUUUGGAUCAGCUGAACCACAUCCUGUUCUCUGAGGAUCAGAUGCCUGACUCCAUUAUCCUGAUCAACACCACAGACUGGCAGGGACAGUAUCUCUCUGAGGUUCUGUUCGAUCAGCCAAUCGUCUGCACUGUUUCAACGGCUGAUGUUCAGGCCGCCUUCAGCGCCAUCAUCGGACGCAUCCAGAGAUUGUCUCUGUCUCAUGUGAGUGUUGUCAGUCUUACGUCUGUGUCUCGUCAGCCUUGCUUUCUCCCAGGUGUGUUCCCCUCCUGUGUCCCAUCCCACGAUUACUCCUAUCCUGUGGGUGUAGCCGGUCGGGUUUCUCAGUAUUUGGCCGGAGCGGCUGUUUCUCACCUGUGUCCGAUCUCCGAGGCCAUGCUGACCUGCAAACACAAGAGCCCCGACGAUGACUCCUGCCAGAAGUUUCUUCCUUUUAUCGGGCUGGUGAAGGUCGGCAUCGUGGAGCAGAACUUCAUGUCCACCUCAGUGGACUCUGAUGACAUCAUACUUGGAUCUCCUCCUUCCCAAUCAGGAGCACCGAUCAACAUCACCUCGACACCUCCUCCCUCCCCCUCCACCAGCUGUCCCACAGAGGUGAUGGGGCUGCAGGUGGACUACUGGAGCAGCCAGGGUGGAGGAGGAGAGCGGAAGAAGGAAAUCGGGAUGAAGAACACGCUGAAGAGCAACUUCCGCUGUCUGCAGGUGUCGAGGCUCAGCGGAGGAGAGCUGAUGAGCAUGACGGUGGUGACGAAGGAGAAGAACAAGAAAGUCAUAUUUCUCAGUAAGAAGGCAAAGGAGAAGGAGGCGGAGUCAAGGAGUCAGCUGAUAGAAGGAAUCAGCAGGUUGAUCUGUACCUCCAAACUGUCCGUCGACGGCGUGGAGUGGAAUGACGUAAAGUUUUUCCAGCUGGCGGCUCAGUGGCCGACACACGUCAAACACUUUCCUGUUGGAAUCUUUGGAUACAACAAACCCUGA